UAAAUUUCAAAUUCAACAGAAAAAUAAAAAUUUUAUUUACAAUUCAAAUUUUGAACUUCAAACUUUUAACGGUUAUUAGAAAUUAUGCAAUCAAGUCCUAGAAAUGACAAUAAUGAAGGCAGCCUAUAAGAUCCCCAGUUCUUAUGAGCUUCUCGGGAUUCUAUAUUAAUUUUUUCAUGCAGAAAAUCACGGUCGUUUAUAAUGUGCGAUUAUGUUGCAUAUGCACUUCAAAUUCCUCACAAUUCUAUCUUAACAUCCACCAAAAUGUAAUAUCCUUUAAGAAUAGCUAUAUCCCGUUAUCUCAUAUCAUAGAAGAAACGUUACAAUUUAAGUUAUCUCGUGAUGAUCAGCAUAUAUGCAUAGAUUGUAAGUCAAAAGUCAUCGAAUUCUUCAUUUUUAAGAGACUUAAUGAAGAAGGUCGAAAAAUAAUCUCGAAAGUUUCAACAAUUCACGUGUUAUCUAGUCCAAAAGAAAAUGUUCUAGUCACAGAUCAAUUAGUCAUUAAUGAUGAGUUAUGUGACGCAGAUGAUAAGAGUUUAACAUCCAGCAGUGAGAGUAAUUUGAGAAAGUUGACAUGGAAGAGAAAUAAGAGAAAGGUUGCCAAAAAUGCAGGCAUGUCAUACGUAUCAUCGAAAGGAAAAUUUGUGGAUGCAAAGCAAAUGAGAAAAAGUUGCAAUUCAUGUCGACUUAAUUGCUCGCAAAACGUCACCGAGGCUGAUCGAGUCAAAAAUUUCGAAAGUUUCUACAAACUUGGAGACAUCGGUAAGCAAAGGUCCUUCCUAUACAGUCACAUGAAAAUUGUCGCCCCAAAAAGAAGCCACAAGACGAGAAAAAUUCAAAGACAUUUCUACUUGGAUACAUUCAAUGCUAGUGGGUCAAGUAAACUCAUCAAGGUCUGUCGAUUCUCAUUUCUCAAUACAUUCUGUAUUAGUUCUCAAAUGCUGGAUACAAUUUAUCGGAAAUUUACAUAUAAUGGUGUAAUUGACGAUGAUCAACGUGGAAGGUACGAGAGAAAUAAGGACCGACUAAAGGAAUCGACAAUAAAUUGUGACGAAGAUUGAUCACGUAAAGCAAAAAAAGAAGUUUUUAUUUUGGCUAUUUCCUCAUUUCUUUAACAAAAAUUUUCUCUUAAGUGUUACAAGGUUGCUGCUUAUUGGGGUCGAUUUUAGUCAAGUGAAAUGUGGACCAGUGGAAUCGAUUGGAAUUUUUGAGUUAAUCAGGUCAAUUUAAAUUUAAUUCUUCGAUUUAAUUUUAAAUUUCAAAGGAUAUAAAUUUAAAUUCUUGGAUUUAAUCUUUCGGAUUUAAAAUAAAUCCAGGAUCAAAAAUUUUAAUAAUACCAAAUUAUGACACUUUUAAUGGAAG
This is a messenger RNA of Chironomus riparius, 1362 nucleotides long. NCBI's taxonomy places the organism in Eukaryota, Metazoa, Arthropoda, Insecta, Diptera, Chironomidae. The record is from the annotation of a GenBank genome assembly.